AUGGUGGUUAACAAAGACUGGAUAAAUGUUACACCACAAUUAUCCAAACCAGUGCUACGAUGCAUCGGCAAGCAAGGUUUUGAAACCAUGACUCCCAUUCAAGCAGCAGUUAUUCCUCUUCUUUUGUCGUGUAAAGAUGUAGUAGCUGAAGCGGUAACAGGAUCUGGUAAGACCCUGGCAUUUGUGGUUCCCAUGCUGGAAAUGAUAAUGAAAAAGGAAAAAGAAGCUCCACUGCGUAAGGAGUUUGUUUACGCAGUUGUUAUAUCGCCUACGAGGGAACUUGCCAUUCAAAUAUAUAAGGUAUUAGGAUUGUUUCUCCAGGAAGCCGAAUUAUCGCACAUAACAUUGGCAUUACUGGUAGGUGGGCGUGCAAUUGAAGUGGAUGUGGAAAGCAUUAAUAAAGGAGCAAAUCUAGUUGUGUGCACCCCAGGACGUUUAGAAGAUUUAUUGUCUGAGAGAAAGCAAUUAAACUUAGCUGGCAGAUUAAAGGAACUGGAGAUUUUAGUCCUGGACGAAGCAGAUCGGUUGCUGGACCUUGGCUUUAGUACAACUCUGACUACCAUUCUCCAGUAUUUGCCGAGACAACGACGGACGGGCCUUUUCUCCGCUACUCAAACAAAGGAACUGCAAGACCUGGUCCGAGCCGGUCUAAGGAAUCCAGUUUUGAUUAGUGUUAAAGAGAAAUCGUCAAUCAGCACUCCAAUCGCUUUAGAGAACUACUACGUAAUAGUCGAGCCCCGGGAUAAGUUUCUGUUCCUGCUAAACUUCAUAAGAAACCGUAGGACUCAGAAAGGGUUGUUCUUUUUACCGACAUGCGCUUGUGUUGAUUACUGGGCAGACGUGUUGCCGCUAUUCGUACCAGAUAUGAAGAUAUUUGCGAUACACGGGAAAAUGAAACAGAAGAGACACAAGAUAUUGGAGAAUUUCCGCGAGGCUGACAACACAAUCUUGUUAUGCACAGACUUAUUAGCUAGGGGUCUGGACAUACCGGAGGUCGAGUGGGUAGUGCAAUGGGAGCCCCCGAGCAGCCCCGCCGCUUUAGUUCAUCGCGUCGGCCGCACGGCGCGUGGGGGCGCGCGCGGCUUCUCCCUAUUGCCGCUGCUGCCCUCCGAGGACGCCUAUGUCCCCUUCAUCAAGACCAACCAGAAAGUGGAGCUUAAAGACUGGCGGGGGUCCGCCGACGAGAUCAAGAUAAGCCAGAAGCUGAGGGAAAAGGUUUUAUCGAUGCUCCACGAUGCCCAGAAGAAAGACAGGGCCGUGUUAGACAAGGGCCAGAGGGCAUUUGUGUCUCACGUUCAGGCUUACUCCAAACACGAGUGCAAUCUCUUGCUCCAGCUCAAGGAGUUGCCCUUGGGUCACAUCGCCACCAGCUAUGGCCUCCUCAAGCUGCCGAUUAUGCCCGAAGUUAAGGAGGAGCACAGGAAGCAGUUUGUCGGGCCGAAGGAGCAAAUGGAUUAUAACCUAAUACCGUACAAGGAUAAGCAAAAGGAAGCGAGCAGGUUACAGAAAUUGGAGGAAUACAAAAAGACUGGUGUUUGGCCCUCCAAGAAGAAAAAGAAGAUGGUUCAAUCUCAGCCGUGGCGGCAGGCGAAGCAGAACAAAGAGGAGAGGAGGGAGCGUAAAAAGAAACGGAAAGAGACGCAGAAGAAUGCGGAAGGGAAAAGGGGUAAGAGGCGACGGGCGGUCACGCAGGAGGAGUUGGACGAGCUGGCGGCCGAUGUGGCGCUCAUGAAGAAGCUGAAGAAACGCAAAAUAACUAAAGAGCAGUUCGAUGAGGCGUUCGAUGGGAGCCAA
Iphiclides podalirius (scarce swallowtail) is the source of this 1794-nucleotide messenger RNA. The record is from the annotation of a GenBank genome assembly. Lineage: Eukaryota; Metazoa; Arthropoda; Insecta; Lepidoptera; Papilionidae.